UUUAGUUUAGUUGAGAUACAGAGACACUAACAAAUGGAAGAUUUGAGUAUACAGCAUGUGCACCUGGAGCUGUCUGAGAACCUGGAGGCUCACAGGACGCAGGGCUUCAGCAACGCCAACGCGCUGGUGGUGCGAAGAGGAGCCCCGUUCAGGGUCAGCGUCCAGCUCAAGGGCCGACCUUUCAACCCCACGACUGACUAUCUCAGGAUCAGAGUUUCUUUAGGCCGGCUGUAUGUGCUGAUGCCAGUCACUUUCUCCAGGAGGGCUCCAUCCUCCCGUUGGAGCGCCCACAUCGACCCGACAACUUCAAACAAACAGACGCUUUUCAUCUCCAUCUGUGCUCCUGCCUCGUCCCCGGUGGGCAGCUACAGAGUUCAGCUGAGCGUGUUCACGCAGGACCGCCAGAGGAGCGCUGCCAACGGCAGCUUCAUCCUGCUCUGCAACCCCUGGUGCUCUGAGGACGAGGUGUAUAUUCCAUUUGAGGAUCAGAGGGAAGAAUACGUCCAGAGCGACUCUGGCUUGUUGUUUAAGGGGACACCUAUGAACCUUGUGUCAAGACCGUGGUCCUUUGAUCAGUAUGAGCCUGGUGUGCUGGAGGCUUGCCUGAAUCUGCUGCAGGUCAGUCCUCAGCAUAAAAGGAACAGAACCAAGGACUAUCGGAACCGGUGUGACCCCGUCUACAUCAGCCGGGUGGUGUCGGCUAUGAUCAACUGUGAGGAUGAUCGUGGCGUGCUAAAAGGGAACUGGUCGAAUGACUACAAACAAGGUGUCUCUCCAUCCAAGUGGACCGGGAGUGGGGACAUCCUCAAGCAGUGGGCCCAGUCUGGUUUCAGCCCCGUCAAGUACGGCCAGUGCUGGGUGUUUGCAGCCGUCAUGUGCACAGUUAUGAGAGUUCUCGGGGUUCCUUGCCGAGUUGUCUCAAACUUCAACUCUGCUCACGACACCAACGACAACCUGGUGAUUGAGGAGUACUACAGCGAGACGGGGCAGAAGAUGAACCUCAGCAAAGACAGUAUAUGGAACUUCCAUGUGUGGGUGGAGUGCUGGAUGAGUCGCAGGGAUCUGGGGUCUGAAAUGGACGGCUGGCAAGUUCUCGACCCAACCCCACAGGAGAGGAGUGGAGGAGUGUUCUGCUGUGGCCCAGCUCCCGUCAAAGCCAUCAGGAGUCGGCGUAUCGAUCUGCUUUACGACGUCCCAUUCGUGUACGCCGAGGUGAACGCAGACGUACACACAAUCAUCCUGGGCCAGGGUCAGGUGGUUGGCUUCAGUAAAGACACAGAAAAAGUUGGAUCUCUCAUCUGCACUAAAGCUGUAGGAUUCCCACGACUGCAGAACAUCACAGGAGACUACAAAUUCAUCAAAGGACCAACUUCAACAAUUUCAUCAAUGAGUUCCACAAUGUCAGAAGACUCAACGACAAGUAGAGGUUCAUCCAAAGGAGUUUUAGUUUCCCUGAGCCUGGAUAAAUCUCCAGUUGCCGGGGAGCCAAUCCGCUUCAUGGUGAAAGUUAUGAACAAACAGAGCGUCACCAAGAGGUUGAAAGUACAUGUCAACGCUCAGGCGAAAGAGUACAACCACAGUCCCUCCGACACCUUCUGGGAGAACCAUGCCGUCCUGCAACUAGCACCCAUGGAAGUCACAGUGCUGCGGAACCAGAUCCUCCCAGCGCAGUUUGAGCAUGUGGAUGAAGAUAUCCUGAUCAACCUGGCCGCUGUCCUGGAGGACAUGUCCAGCCAUGAGCGCUUCCUGGCCUCAGAGGAGUUCAACAUUACCAGCCCGGAGCUCAUCGUACAGGUUGCAGAAGAAUCGAUUGUGCCAAACAAAGAUCAUGCGGCCACGGUGAGCUUCACCAACCCGUUCCCACACCCUGUGAGUGGAGUACUGACUGUGACUGGCGCUGGGCUGAUCCACGGCAAGACUCAGUUCAGGAUGUCGACACUGCGUCCAGGAGGAAGAAUAGAGCAGAACGUCACGUUCAACCCCAGCAUGGCGGGAGUCAAGAUGCUGCAGGCCAGCCUGUCGCUCUCAGACAGAAACAUCGUAAUCAGAGGCUUCACGAUGGUCCAUAUCAACAGAGUUUAACUGCUGCAAAUUAUCAUAUGUUAUCUAUUGUCAUGAAUGUAGUAAAUGUGAAUUUUAUUUAUUGUGCUAUUUAUUUUCGAUAUUUACUUUACAAUGUAUGUCUUUGAGCCACAAAAAUUCCUUUGCUACUUGAAAAUCUGCAUCAAUAUUUAUUUGCUAGAAAAAGUUUCAAUAAAUUGUUUUGCUUUUGCGUCUUUGAAAAAUAAAACAAUGAGCCAAAUGA
Molecule: messenger RNA, 2305 nt
Organism: Cololabis saira (Pacific saury)
Lineage: Eukaryota; Metazoa; Chordata; Actinopteri; Beloniformes; Belonidae
Gene: tgm5l
Product: transglutaminase 5, like
Exons: 14
Coding region: 34-2082 (682 amino acids)
Biological process (GO): peptide cross-linking
Molecular function (GO): protein-glutamine gamma-glutamyltransferase activity
Source: RefSeq, a predicted model, not a curated record